Penicillium riverlandense is the source of this 1125-nucleotide messenger RNA. RefSeq lists its product as uncharacterized. The transcript has 4 exons. Gene Ontology annotation, molecular function: hydrolase activity, hydrolyzing N-glycosyl compounds. The coding region runs from base 1 to 1125 and encodes 374 amino acids. The record is from RefSeq and is a predicted model, not a curated record. Lineage: Eukaryota; Fungi; Ascomycota; Eurotiomycetes; Eurotiales; Aspergillaceae.
AUGUUCUGGAGAACCUCUGCGUCGCUGCUCUGCAGCUCUCUUUUCCUGUUUGUUUCCGGGGGCCUCGCGUUGCCUAAGGCAGAGAAGCACUAUGCUAUCAUGGAUAAUGACUGGAAUACGGCCGGAUUUGCGCCAUUCUUGGUUGCACUAGACGGUGAUGUAGAUGUCCUAGCGUUGGCCUCUGACACCGCAAACAGUUGGCAACCGCAGGUCGCAUUACAUGCUGUCGCCACGUUGGAGAUUGGGAAUCUAAGCUGCAUCCCCGUCUAUUCUGGAGCGACCUGGCCAUUGGUGAAUACGCCGCAUCGGUUCCAUGCAUGGGAGGCAAUGCACGGCGAUCUCCCCUGGCAGGGAGCAUUCGCACCUGAGAAUAAUACUUUUGAAGCCGAAGGCAAUGAUCCUACUUCUGGCAACCCAAACCGAAUUGUGAGGGCGGCGUUCAAGGAAGGCUUCCCCAAGGGCAGGCCCAACAAUUCGACGUCGGCGGCCAAUUUCAUGGUAGAGAUGGUUCGCAAAUAUCCUGGCAAGGUGUCUAUUUACUCUGCGGGUUCCCUGACGAACGUCGCCCUGGCGGUGCGCAUCGAUCCGGAAUUUGCAUCUCUUGCCAAAGACUUGGUCAUCAUGGGUGGCUACGUCGAUGAUAACAUGCUCCAGGCUACGGGAAGCGUCCUGCAGGCAGACCUUCAAUCUGAUAUCAACCUCAUGAUCGACCCGGAAGCUUCCAAGAUUGCUCUCACUGCGGACUUCCCGCAGAUCACCAUCGCCGGCAACGUUGCCAACCAAGUGUUCCCCGACAAAGAGUUUAUGAAAGACCUGAUCAAAGUCCGCAACCCCUACACCGAGCUCUUCUACAAGUACUACGACCCAUCGUUCCCUUUCUGGGACGAAACGGCGGCGGCUCUCAUGGCUGACCCAUCGCUCGCUACCAACCAAACCUCAGUUUAUCUCGAUGUGGAUACAUCUUAUGGAAGUCCUAAUUACGGCAAUAUUCACGUCUAUCAGAAGGCACUCGCUCCUCCAGGAAUCCGGCAAGUAAACUAUGUCUUUCAGGUGGAUGGUGAUAGAUUGAAGCAGCGGAUUAUGCACGCCAUGCAGUAUCCUAGAUCUUGUACGGAUCUAAAUUAG